AUGUCUACUCGUGUGACCCGCAGCUCAGCAGGAAGGGAACCAAGUUCGUUGGCUUCGGAUAAGGAAAAUCAUGAGCACCAGCUUUCAAGUCCGCCUGCGACGCCUGCGUCAUCAAAGGUCAACGCGCAGGCUAGCACUGGGAGCAAAGCGACAGUGAAGAAAACGACGCCAGAAGUGAAAGUAGAAGCCAACGAAGCUACAGGAAUGCCCGUCUCAGCCACUAAUUCUCAACCACCAAAGAGGGAAGCAGCCAAGAAGGAACAGACUCUCGAGACAAAGUCAGAACACGAAGGGCCAGCGCUCCCGGCAAGCAUAUCAAGGAAGCGUAAGAGAGCUGCUGCGGCGCCCAAAGUUGAGGACCAUCCCGAUGAGCUACCGCACAACAUGGGGAAGCGACCCUCAGCAAAGAGUCACCAACUAAAGGAUGAGGCUGCGCAAGAAAAUGCAGCGUCCGCAAAGACUGGAACCCCGAUAAAAUCCGCAGUGAAGAAAAGCAAGCCUGAGGAUGCUAUAUCCAUGGUCGAAGCCGCUAGUACCAUCGACGCAUCUGAAGAGUCGCCGAAAAAGAAAGCCAAAAAAGUCGAUCACUUCCCGUGCAGUGAUCCCUAUCCUGACUGGGCACAUCCAACACCAGAGGAGUGCCAAGUCGUCCAUGAUCUCCUUAUGAAUGCGUUUCCCAAGGAUCAGCACUCCAGGUUCAUCCAGCCGGACACCGUUCCACCCCCCUCGGAAUUUGUUGCUGGGUGCGGCGAAGUGCCUACAAUUCUCGACGCCAUGCUCCGUACCCUGCUCAGUGCGGCUACGUCUAAGCGCAAUUCCAGCAGCGCCUUCCAGGGUCUUGUGAAGCGAUUCGGCCUUCAAGAGUCGGGUCCCUGCAAUGGCAGUGUCGAUUGGACUGCCAUACGUCAUGCCACCAUAGACGACGUCUUUCAAGCCAUCAAGACCGGCGGUCUGGCAAAAAAUAAGAGUAAAAACAUGAAAGCUAUACUCGAUAUGGUCUACUCGGAGAACGAAGGACGGUGCGAAGCUCAUACCAAAGUCAUCGAAAACGAUGACCCCUCUGCUGCACCGGAAGGCGCAGAUCCAAUGAACCUUGCACAGAUGAAAGGCGAGAUUGAUCUUUUCGAAAGACGCAUCCUAACGCUCGAUUACUAUCAUCUCCUUUCCAAAGAUGAUGCUCUCAUGGCCAUGCAAAAGUACCCCGGUAUUGGUGUGAAGACUGCCGCCUGCGUUGCCUUAUUUUGUAUGCAGAAGCCAUGCUUUGCCGUCGACACUCACGUCUUCCGUCUGUGCAGGUAUCUCGGGUGGGUGCCGCCUAAAGAUGAAGAGGUCGGUCCAGGAGAGAGGAAGAGACCCGAGGUGAACGAAGUGAACACAUUCAAGCACUGCGAGUUUCGGAUUCCGGAGAACCUCAAGUAUGGCCUACAUCAGCUCUUUUGGGAUCAUGGAAACCACUGUGGAAGGUGCAGAGCUAUCACCGGUGAGACCAGUGAAGGAUGGGCUGAUGCCAACUGUCCGAUCGAGCAUUUGGUUAAGAGGUACGGCGAGAAAAAGGGAGGCCUGGCUAGCCCUGUGAAGAAAGGCGGAACCGCGACGAAAGGAAAGGGGAGGAACAAAUUGGACAGCGACGGCGAUGACGAGGACAUGGAAGAUGUUGGGAACGAGGAAAUGGAGCUUGGCAAAGAUGAGGAUGACUACAGCCCUACGAAAGGUCAAAAGAAAACGAAGGCUGACCCCGCGACAAAUCCCGCGAAGCUUGCGAAAGUGAAAGCCACUGAAGCAAUCAAGGCAGGAAAAGCUGGUGAAGCUAAAGCUGGAAAGGCGGUGAAACCAGCCGGGGUCACGAAGGCAGCGAAAGCGAGCAAGGCCAACUCUGGGAAGAAAGGGGCAAAACGAAGAAAGGCGGUGGAAAGUGAUGAGGACAGGAAGGCUGCGACAGAUGCCGAGGUGGACGACGACAGUUGA
Letharia columbiana is the source of this 1965-nucleotide messenger RNA. RefSeq lists its product as uncharacterized. Gene Ontology annotation, biological process: base-excision repair. The record is from RefSeq and is a predicted model, not a curated record. The transcript has a single exon. NCBI's taxonomy places the organism in Eukaryota, Fungi, Ascomycota, Lecanoromycetes, Lecanorales, Parmeliaceae. Bases 1 to 1965 code for a protein of 654 amino acids. Gene Ontology annotation, molecular function: catalytic activity.